AAAGGGCGCCUCUCCGGCCCUGCCGCAUUAAAGGCAGAUAGCGGACCAUGGGGAGCAGCAGGGCUAAACUUUUUAAUGCUUUUUUUGUUAGCGCAAUGACUUUUGAGUAGCAUUUAACUGGGACGAGGCUCCCGGCGCGUGGAGGACAGGGUGAAGAAGAAGAAACAGAGUACAACUGAAACACCCACAAAAGAGGACUUGAGAGUUGAGACGAGUUCCAAGCAACUAUCAGCGGUGGAAUAUCCAGUUUGGCCCAAUUGGACUGAAAGAUGAGCUUGUUGUCUGCCAUAGACACGAGUGCCUCCGUGUACCAGCCCACGCAGCUUCUCAACUGGGUCUACCUCUCCCUGCAGGACCCCCACCAGACCAGCGCCUUCGACGCGUUCAGACCCGAAGCCAACUCUUCCCACCCGGAUCUCAGCUUCAGCAAGACUCCCGCCGCGGGCGACCUGAGCUCUUCUUCCCUCAACUCCAACUAUCUCAACAACUUCCUGCAGCUGCAGCGCAAUGAGGCCUUGAACAACAAUGUGUAUAAGAAUGUAUCGCCCUACGGCUCCCUGAGCAACAUCGUGGAUGGACUCAACUCCCUUACGGACCAUUUCUCAGACCUUUCCCUUUCUUCAGAGCCAAGGAAACCCAACAAACGACCCCCGCCCAACUACUUGUGCCAUCUGUGCUUCAACAAGGGUCAUUACAUCAAAGACUGCCCUCAGGCCAGACCUAAAGGUGAAGGACUGACACCGUACCAGGGGAAAAAGCGAUGCUUUGGAGAGUACAAGUGUCCCAAGUGUAAGAGGAAGUGGAUGAGUGGAAACUCCUGGGCAAACAUGGGACAAGAAUGUAUCAAAUGCCACAUCAACGUGUAUCCACAUAAACAGCGACCUUUAGAAAAGCCGGACGGCCUGGAUGUGUCUGACCAGAGUAAGGAGCACCCUCAACACCUGUGUGAGAAAUGUAAAGUCCUGGGCUACUACUGCCGCCGUGUGCAAUAAUCAUCUCCAUCCAGAGGGAGAGAAGAACUUUUAGAGUCCCAAGUUAUGUUGCCUGGCAUCGUGGAUGCCCACGUCACAUCUGGGGGUUCCUCAGCCCUGUC
Messenger RNA from Nematolebias whitei (Rio pearlfish), 1093 nucleotides. It is a transcript of the gene zcchc24, whose product is annotated as zinc finger, CCHC domain containing 24. NCBI's taxonomy places the organism in Eukaryota, Metazoa, Chordata, Actinopteri, Cyprinodontiformes, Rivulidae. The transcript has 4 exons. The record is from RefSeq and is a predicted model, not a curated record. The coding region runs from base 270 to 992 and encodes 240 amino acids. Gene Ontology annotation, molecular function: zinc ion binding; nucleic acid binding.